GCCCCAGGCCAGGUGCGGUGGCUCACACCUGUAAUCCCAGCUACUUGGGAGGCUGAGGUGGGAAAAUCACUUGAACCUGGGAGACGGAGGUUGCAAUGAGCCAAGAUCACGCCACUGCACUCCAGCCUGCACAACGGAGCAAGACUGCCUCAAAAAAGCAAAACAAAAAAUGCAAGCCCUGGAGCCCACCUGCCCAGCCACAUGACCCCAGGCAUGCUGGGAUCCACCCCAACCUCAGGGCCUUGGCAUGGCCACUCCCACUGCCUGGAAGGCUUGUUCGCUGGAUCUCCACAUGGUCAGCAACUUACAUCGGUUCACCAAAACCACCUGUCGCUCCCAAGCCAAAGACUACCAGUCCACUGACACCAGUGACCGCGCCCAAAUUCCCUUCCUCAGCCAGGCCCGAGAGUCUUCACAGUCCAAACUCCAUGUUCAGGGGCCCGAAGCCCCCCAUUGCCCCCAAGCCCAGGCUGACUGCCCCAAACGAGUGGAGAGCCAGUGUGUACCUAAAUGACAGCUUGAACAAAUGCAGCAACGGGCGGCUGCUCUGUGUAGACAGGGGGCUUGAUGAGGGUCCCCGGUCCGUCCCAAAGUGCUCUGAGUCAGAGACUGACGAGGAUUACAUCGUGGUCCCCAGGGCUCCGCUGAGGGAGGAUGAACCCAAGGAUGGGGACAGUGUGGGGAACAAAGCCCUGGUGUCUCCAGAGGCCUCUGGGGAAGAGGAAGAGGAGCAUGAGGAGGGAGGCGAAGCAUGCAGCCUGGAGGGGACGGGAGCUGGUGAGGAUUCAGUGGCCCCCACUGCUCCGGGUGCAGGAGUGCUGAGCAGGGAGGGUGAGGAAGGCACAGACCUCGCUCUUGAGGACGAAGGGGAGGGCUGCGCUGAUGAGCCAGGGACACUGGAGCAGGUGUCCAGAAGUGAGGAGGAAGAGAAACUGGUGCAGCCACACAGGGAGUGCAGCCUGGAGGACAGUGGGCCUUGGGCUGGGGAGGGGGUCUUCCAGAGCGACCUCUUCCUGCCUCACAUCCAUGGAGAGGACCACGAGCCCCCUGACACCCCCGGGGAGGCAGAGGAGGAGGAUGAGGAAGGCUGUGCCAGCACAGACCCAGCGGGGGCAGAUGAGGGUUCGGGUCCUGACAGGCCCACUGAGGACAUGGGACAGGAUGCUGAGGAUGCCAGUGAGGAGCCCCCUGAGAAGGAGGAGCCGGCCGGGGUCCAGGAGGCAGAGACGGCCACGGACUGCCCUGAAGUUCUUGAGGAGGGAUGUGAAGAGGCCACAGGUGUCACAGGUGGGGAACAGGUUGACCUCAGUGAACCACCUGACCACGAGAAGAAAACCAACCAAGAAGUGGCAGUCACCACCCUGGAGGACCGUGCACAGGAUGAGCCCGCUGAGGAGAGCUGUCAGAUUGUCCCUUUUGAGAAUGACUGCACGGAGGACUUUGUGACGUCCCUCACAGGAAGCCGCUAUGAGUUCUUCCCAACUGAGAGCACCUCUUUUUGCAGCGAGAGCUGUUCUGCUCUUUCUGAAUCAGCGAAAGAUUUAGAAUCAGAGCAGGCACCAAAGCUGGGGCUGCGUGCGGAGGAGAACCCCUUGGUGGGGGCUUCGUAUGGCCAGUGUGGCUCCCUACAGGGUGGAGCGGCAGAGGGUCCCGCAGCCCCUGAUGUGGUGGUGGUCGUGCUGGAGGAGGAGGCCUUGGAUGAUGCAUUGGCCAACCCCUAUGUGAUGGGAGCAGGCCUGCUGGGUCAGGCGGCCCCUGGAGAAGGAGGGCAGGCUGCAUCGGACGCCCUGGGUGGUUAUGGCUCGAAAGAAGAAAUGAACUGUGAGGCAGAGGGUGGCCUGGUCCCCGCAGACAGGAAGAAUACCAGCACGAGGGUCCGGCCCCACUCUGGGAAGGUGGCCGGCUAUGUCCCAGAAACCGUCCCUGAAGAAACCGGACCUGAGGUGGGCUCGUCAGCCCCUGGCAUUGGAAGUGCCACAGAGGAGGUAGGAAAGAUGCUUUUGUCAUUGGAGGGGAAGGCCCUGGAAGCCAGCAGGGCCUUGCCAGCAAAGCCCAGGGCCUUUACUUUAUACCCUCGGUCAUUCUCCGUGGAAGGCCGAGAGAUUCCGGUCUCCGUGUACCAGGAGGCUGAGGGGUCAGGGUUGGAUGACCACAGGAUAAAGAGGAAAGAGGACAAUCUCUCUCUGUCAUGUGUGAUUGGCUCCUCUGGGAGUUUCUCCCAGAGAAACCACCUUCCGUCCAGCGGCACCUCCACGCCUUCUUCCAUGGUAGACAUCCCACCUCCUUUCGACCUGGCCUGCAUCACCAAGAAGCCCAUCACAAAGAGCUCUCCCUCACUCCUGAUCGAGAGCGACUCCCCGGACAAGUACAAAAAGAAGAAGUCAUCCUUUAAGCGGUUCCUGGCACUGACGUUUAAGAAGAAGACGGAGAACAAAUUGCACGUGGAUGUGAACGUGUCUUCCUCUAGGUCGUCUUCAGAAUCCAGCUACCACGGGCCUUCCAGGAUUCUGGAAGUGGACCGGAGAAGCCUCAGUAACUCCCCUCAGCUUAAGUCUCGGACUGGGAAGCUCCGGGCUUCUGAAUCCCCCUCUUCCCUCAUCUUUUAUAGAGAUGGCAAGAGGAAAGGUGUCCCCUUCAGCAGGACGGUGUCCAGAGUGGAGUCCUUCGAAGACCGCUCCCGGCCACCCUUCCUGCCCUUGCCACUGACCAAGCCACGGUCCAUCUCCUUCCCCAGCGCUGACACUUCAGACUAUGAGAACAUUCCAGCCAUGAACUCGGACUAUGAGAAUAUCCAGAUUCCACCCCGGAGACCUGCCAGGGCUGGCGCGUUCACGAAGCUGUUUGAAGAUCAGAGCAGAGCCCUGUCCACAGCAAACGAAAAUGAUGGCUACGUGGACAUGAGCAGCUUCAACGCCUUUGAGAGCAAACAGCAGAGUGCAGACCAGGACACAGAAAGCGCCUACACAGAGCCCUACAAAGUCUGUCCCAUCUCGUCGGCAGCCCCCAAAGAGGACCUUACGUCGGAUGAAGAGCAGAGAAGCUCGGAGGAGGAGGACAGUGCUUCAAGAGACCCCAGCCUCACCCACAAGCUGGAAGGACAGUCCAGAGCCCUUGUCAUCGCACAGGAACUGCUAUCUUCAGAGAAAGCAUACGUGGAGAUGCUCCAGCACUUAAAUCUGGAUUUCCACGGAGCUGUCAUGAGGGCCUUGGAUGACAUGGACCAUGAAGGCAGAGACACAUUGGCCCGGGAGGAGCUGAGGCAGGGCCUGAGUGAACUCCCAGCCAUCCACGACCUUCAUCAAGGCAUCCUGGAGGAGCUGGAGGAAAGGCUGUCAAAUUGGGAGAGCCAGCAGAAGGUAGCUGACGUCUUCCUGGCCCGGGAGCAGGGGUUUGAUCACCACGCCACUCACAUCCUGCAGUUCGACAGGUACCUAGGUCUGCUCAGUGAGAAUUGCCUCCACUCUCCCCGGCUGGCAGCUGCUGUCCGUGAAUUUGAGCAGAGUGUACAAGGAGGCAGCCAGACUGCGAAGCAUCGGCUGCUGCGGGUGGUCCAACGCCUCUUCCAGUACCAAGUGCUCCUCACAGACUAUUUAAACAACCUUUGUCCGGACUCUGCCGAGUACGACAACACACAGGGUGCACUGAGCCUCAUCUCCAAAGUCACAGACCGUGCCAACGACAGCAUGGAGCAAGGGGAAAACCUGCAGAAGCUGGUCCACAUUGAGCACAGCGUCCGGAGCCAAGGGGAUCUCCUCCAGCCAGGAAGGGAGUUUCUGAAGGAAGGGACGCUGAUGAAAGUAACAGGGAAAAACAGACGGCCCCGGCAUCUAUUUCUGAUGAACGAUGUGCUCCUGUACACCUAUCCCCAGAAGGAUGGGAAGUACCGGCUGAAGAACACAUUGGCUGUGGCCAACAUGAAGGUCAGCCGCCCUGUGAUGGAGAAAGUUCCCUACGCUCUAAAGAUUGAGACUUCUGAGUCCUGCCUGAUGCUGUCUGCGAGCUCCUGUGCAGAGAGGGACGAGUGGUAUGGCUGUCUGAGCAGAGCCCUCCCUGAGGACUACAAGGCCCAGGCUCUGGCUGCAUUCCACCAUAGCGUGGAGAUACGAGAGAGGCUGGGGGUUAGCCUUGGGGAGAGGCCCCCCACCCUGGUGCCUGUCACACACGUCAUGAUGUGCAUGAACUGCGGCUGCGACUUCUCCCUCACCCUGCGGCGUCAUCACUGUCACGCCUGUGGCAAGAUCGUGUGCCGGAACUGUUCGCGGAACAAGUACCCGCUGAAGUACCUGAAGGACAGGAUGGCCAAGGUCUGCGAUGGCUGCUUCGGGGAGCUGAAGAAGCGGGGCAGGGCUGUCCCGGGCCUGAUGAGAGAGCGGCCUGUGAGCAUGAGCUUCCCACUCUCUGCACCCCGCUUCUCAGGCAGUGCCUUUUCAUCCGUCUUCCAGAGCAUUAACCCCUCGACCUUCAAGAAGCAGAAGAAAGUCCCUUCAGCCCUGACAGAGGUGGCUGCCUCUGGAGAGGGCUCUGCCAUCAGUGGCUAUCUCAGCCGGUGUAAGAGGGGCAAGCGGCACUGGAAGAAGCUCUGGUUUGUCAUCAAAGGCAAAGUUCUCUACACCUACAUGGCCAGUGAGGACAAAGUGGCCAUGGAGAGUAUGCCUCUGCUAGGUUUCACCAUUGCUCCAGAAAAGGAAGAGGGCAGCAGCGAAGUAGGACCUAUUUUUCACCUUUACCACAAGAAAACCUUAUUUUAUAGCUUCAAAGCAGAAGAUACCAAUUCAGCUCAGAGGUGGAUCGAGGCCAUGGAAGAUGCGAGUGUGUUAUAGCAGUUAUCAAGCAUGUGGACUUGUAACAAAUUCUUAGGUCAAUAUGUGAAUGCUUUUAGAAGCUAAGCUGUGGCUCAAGUCAUCCGGACACACACCUGGAUUCAGCAAUGAGGCCUGACCUUUUUGCUAUAACCGCCCCACCACUCCCCUGCCCCUGCCCCUGCCAACAUCUUCAUGAGUGGAACCCUUAAGGGAUAUUUAUGGACCUCUCCUUUUCUGUUGUUUUCCACCCCCACCCCCACCCGCCACCCGGUAAUAAACUAUUUCCUUACCCUGCAGUGAGUUAAAAUUUAGUAAGAUGAAGAUGUGGAAACCAAUAGAAAAGUAUAUUUAGAAAUGCAGGCUUUUUAGUAGAAAGAAGCUCUUACAGUUUUUACUCAAGAUAAAUCUUAUCACCUUUCAAAAAUUGAUUGUGGUGCCUCAGGUGAAAUGAGAAGCUAUCAGUAACAGCUACUCUCAUCGAAAGCACUUUAUUAUUUUACGGAGCUGCAACCUCCAAUUUUGUGUUUUCUAAGUGAUUUACUUAAGUCAAUAACAGAUGGAAUCCUGUGGACUAAUGUGCCACCAGUUUUCUAACAAGGGUGUACAUAAAAUUGAUUUUGUGCAGACCUGGCUGUGGCUUGCUGGUGUGCAAGCACACAUCACUUUAGAGGGGCUGCGCCCCACCAGAUAGGAAGGGGAGGAUUUUCUCCUCCAGUCGACCUUGUGACCUGUAUACUAACAUAACUUAUUAAAGGAGGGGUCCCUCCUCCCCAGAGCAGUCCUCAACACUAUGUCAGUGCUGGAAACGCAGCCACUGGCAGAUCUGGCCCCCCAGAGGUCACCGCAGAGCCUCUGAAGAGUCAGGGUCUGCUUUAAUUUAUUGUGUGCCUUUCUGUGUUUACCUCACUCAAGCUGACAACAUUGUUUAUGGGAAUCUAUCCUUCUUUAGACACACGGUAAUCCUUGGGCUGUAUUACUGAAGGCUUUUUAUUUUUUUGAGAGGUGAAAAAAAGAGAAAAAAAGUUAGACUCCAAAGUUGAAUUCCUGGUCUUGGCAGAUGGCUCUGGGCACAGCGAGGGAGCACAGAAGUUGUGGCCUGAGGCUGUUCUAUGGGCACUUAGGGCUAAAUCGGCUCUUGAGGGUGACUGUUGCUCAUUCUGCUGGACAGGUUUUUACAUAAAGCAAAGGGCAUGUGAGGGGUGGGAUUCCUUGUUACUCUUACUGCAAUAAAAAUGAAUUGUCUGA
Molecule: messenger RNA, 6047 nt
Organism: Symphalangus syndactylus (siamang)
Lineage: Eukaryota; Metazoa; Chordata; Mammalia; Primates; Hylobatidae
Gene: FGD5
Product: FYVE, RhoGEF and PH domain containing 5
Cellular component (GO): cytoplasm
Molecular function (GO): metal ion binding; guanyl-nucleotide exchange factor activity
Source: RefSeq, a predicted model, not a curated record